Messenger RNA from Panicum virgatum (switchgrass), 493 nucleotides. RefSeq names its product probable apyrase 3. NCBI's taxonomy places the organism in Eukaryota, Viridiplantae, Streptophyta, Magnoliopsida, Poales, Poaceae. The transcript has a single exon. Gene Ontology annotation, biological process: nucleoside diphosphate catabolic process. The record is from RefSeq and is a predicted model, not a curated record. Bases 19 to 465 code for a protein of 148 amino acids. Gene Ontology annotation, molecular function: nucleoside diphosphate phosphatase activity. Gene Ontology annotation, cellular component: membrane.
UUGAUUUAUUACUUGCUGAUGGGACUCUCUUACGACAUCAUGAAAGGUAUAUACACCUACAAUGGCGAAGAGUAUGAUGCAACAGCUCCACCGGAAGGUGCGUCCUACGACAAGUGCAGAGAUGUUGCAACUGCAGCCCUAAACCUGGGCGCCUACUGUGAGACAAAGAACUGCACCUUCAACGGCGUGUGGAACGGUGGCGGUGGCGCCGGCCAGGCCGACCUUUACGUCGCUUCUUACAUCUACGACAGGGCCUCACAGGUCGGGAUCAUCAAUGACGACGCGCCCAAUGGGAAGAGUACUCCAGCCGCAUUUGCAGAUGCGGCGCUGAAGGUCUGCUCAUUGAGCAUGGAGGAUGCCAAAGCUGCGUAUCCCACGGCUUGGGACGUGGAGUACCUCUGCAUGGAUCUCGUCUACGAGUACACAUUGCUUGUGGAUGGCUUUGGUGAGUUGCAGCAUCCAUAAAACGUGCAAUACGCUACGCUUUCCAACC